CUAAAUUCCCCGGCUCCGGGCCGGCGGCGCACUCGUACCUCCCGGUCCGCGGCGACUGCCCCGCCGCUCUGCACUGGCCCAGGGCCUCCGGUCCUCUGCGUCAGGCGGAAGAUGCAGCUGCUGGACUGCAACCCGGAGGUGGAUGGCGUGAAGCACCUGCUGGAGGCCGGGGCCUCGGUCAACGCGCCGCCGGACCCCUGCGAGCAGGCGCCGGUCCACUUGGCCGCGGGUGGCGGCCUUGCUUGCUUUCUUCUGUGGCAGCUGCAGAUCGGCGCCGACCUCAACCAGCAGGAUGUUUUUGGAGAAGCACCACUACACAAGGCAGCAAAAGUUGGAAGUCUGGAAUGCCUUAGCCUGCUUGUAGCCAGUGAUGCCCAGAUUGAUUUAUGUAAUAAGAAUGGGCAAACAGCUGAAGAUCUUGCGUGGGCAUGUGGAUUUCUAGAAUGUGCCAAGUUUCUUACAACAAUUAAAUGUAUGCAGACAAUAAAAUCGAGUGACCGAUCCAAUAGAGAUCACUGUGUUCCAGUGCUUAGACAGAAACGAAGUUUUGGAAGUGCAGAAAAUACAACUGGAAAAAGGAAAUGUUGAUUCAUGUUGGUUCUGAAAAGUUCUGAAGAAAGCCUUUACUCCGUACAGAUCUACUGCUCAGCUCUAAGCUAUGGCUUUUGGCUCACCAGGUGUAUCUCCCAACUCCUUCUAAGAAGGAGGAAAACUUUCUUCUAAGUGAAGAUAACAUUUAAGAAUACAUGUUUUUACAUGCUUGUAAUAUUUUGGUUGUGUGUGCUUUUUGUCUUUUAAGUUAUUAAAGAAUGUCUAAAGAAU
Nyctereutes procyonoides (raccoon dog) is the source of this 822-nucleotide messenger RNA. It is a transcript of the gene ANKRD37, whose product is annotated as ankyrin repeat domain 37. The coding region runs from base 112 to 588 and encodes 158 amino acids. The record is from RefSeq and is a predicted model, not a curated record. NCBI's taxonomy places the organism in Eukaryota, Metazoa, Chordata, Mammalia, Carnivora, Canidae. The transcript has 5 exons. Gene Ontology annotation, molecular function: protein binding.